UAGAACUGUUCAGUAAAAGACGAUGCAGUAGCAGCAAGCAGUGUUUUGUGCCUUGAGAAAUGGAAAUUAACCUUCUCCGGCUGUUUCUUCUAAUUUCUUUUGUUCAUUUCAGCUAUGAAUCCUGCUAUACAUACUACUCGACUUCGAAGAAAGUAUGCAGUGGUUGGUGGUUUUGGAGAGGAUGUGGGAAAGUGUAUAAGAAACAUAGCCGAUGCUGUUCUGGUUACAGUGGAUGGGCUUGUCACAUACCGCGAUGCCGCAGAGGAUAUUCUCCGGAUGCUUGCAACAUUCCUGGUGAAGGAUAUAUCAAACAUAAAAGUGGCAUAAUAGUGAGGGACAGUGGAGGGACAUGUGUCAGUCCAGCAUACUGUGUAGGCUGCCAUGAGGGGUUUUAUCCUGUAAGUGAUCACAGCGGUUAUUGCAAAGCCUGUCCAAAGCCAGCACACUGCAACUUUCCUUUCUGUACAACAAGUACUAACAGCAGAUGUAAGUAUUGUUUUGGUGAACAUGCUAGAGAUAAAGUCGGUUUCAACGAAUAUACAGGAAAGCCAGACGACAGAAUGUGUCAAAAGGCGUGUUCUUGGAAAGAAGGGGCAAGGUGUUUUCCAGGAUCAUGUUCAAACACUACGUUUAUGAUUCUUGAUAAAGACUGUAAAUGUGCUCCUGGGUUUGGAGGAAGAGAUUGCGCCACAGCGAAUUCGCAUAAGCUGCCAACAAUAAAGGAUCUAUCAUUAACCCUGGAAGAUUCUCCUGAACCUAAGUUCAUUGUUGACAAGUCGCUUGGUUUGACAUUCUGGACAAGGUCAACUAGUUGGUCGCAUAUUUCGAUGAAUGCCUCAUCCAAUUAUGUUCCUGAAAUUGAUAGCGGAAAUAUGCCGAACUAUAUAAACAAGUAUCGUAUUGGUAUAGAGGCUAUGAAGAUCGAUUUGACAUUGUCAAGGGGUCUAGAGGUUGAUGUUUGGACAAUACAUGGGAAUUGCAUUAAUUUCGGCGAGAAUUGUGAUGAAACGAUUGCCAACAAGCCAAUAAAUAUGAUAUCGUCUUGGAAGAAACUGUUUAAAGGAAACUUUCAACAUGGGGAUAUUAUCAAGUUUAGCGUUACAGCUGAAAAUGGUGGAAAGGUUUAUUAUGAAGACAGAAGUGUGACCAUACCAUACCCCAUACGGCAAUAUAGUUUAACUGGAAUAGCCAAAACAGAGGCUGUUGUAGUUGGAGUUGACAUACUCCCUCCUGUACAUUGCUUUGAACAAAGCAAUAAUUGUACUGAAGAUGCAUUAGUAGCUACUGAUUUCUUGACGCAGCCAAAAGUAACUGUGUAUUGGAAUGGAUGGCUUGAUAGUGAUUCGGGAAUAGGGGAAUACAUCUUUAAUAUCUAUGCACUGGAGAUGAAAUCGCACGGAGGUCCACUGACAAAUGGACAUAUGCUACCUGAAAGAAACGCUAGUAACUCUCAAUCUUCAAUUACACUUGAUCUAGAAGAACCUGGUCCAUAUUCCAUAGAAAUUCUUGCAUAUGAUCGUGCAAAAAAUUAUAAGGUUGCAAGACGAAUUAUUUUGUUUGACAACGCGUCUGUUGUUAGCCUUUUCGGUGACAGGACUAAGGUGUACCAAGCUGGAGUUACCGGCUGGAUAAAUAAAUACAGCGACAGUAUUGAAGUUACUUGGCCAGGGAGAUUUCGAAAUGACAGACAUAGCAACGGAGGUUGGUUAAAUGAAGUUCAAGAAAUAAAAGAGGUUGCGAGAGACCUUGAUGAUCGCGAGGGAAGAUCAAGUAGAACUGUAGACAAAAUUGACAAUAUUGAAGGGAUAAUUAGAUUUGAAACUGCGUACACUGUGGAACUGAACAAAAUUUCAAAAUACAAUGACUUCCAGAGAGUACCUGAUGAAUAUUUUCAUGAUGAAAAAAUGGUAUUUACAAAUGAAAGGUUGAUCGACGGCAAGAAAUUGACUUAUUUUGUACGCGGCUAUGAUGCUAUAGGGGAAUACGCUGAGGACAAUGUAACAGUGAUGAUAGAUCUGUCGCCUCCAGUUAUACAAAAUUUGUGGCUGACAAAGGGAGAUUUAGUCAAUAUCAGCGUUCACAGUGUUUUGGAAUUGAAAGAAUUGACAAUUGAAUGGGAAGCAUUUGAUUAUCAUAGUGGUAUACAUGAGGUGUCGUGGAAGAUAUUUGAUAACUUUACGAACGAUGUUGUAGUACACGGUAACGCCCAUGAACCUCCACAAGGAGAAACAACGGAUUUAAAGGAAUGUAAUCAAAAAUAUGGUUUAUAUCCUCGAGGACCAAACUGCUACUGUUCUCCGUAUAAUGGAUGUUUUCAUAGACAUUAUCAGAUCAAACCACCAGUUUCUAAUGGUAGUAAUGGGGGUUUACACUUUGGUAAAGAAAUAGGUGAUCAUGAUUACGACUAUUAUAUAGAGGUAACUGUCAUCAACAGUGCUGGAUUGUCAACAACCGAACACAAAAAGAUUACGAUCGACACAUCCCCACCACACGAGGGCAGAGUACACGAUGGUAUACCAGGAGAUGCUGAAGUUGACUUUCAGCAGUCUUUAAAGCUUGAAGGUUAUUGGGAUGAUUUUUUUGACAAAGAAAGUGGAGUGUGGUUAUAUACAUUUGGCUUCGGUCAACAAUGUUUACAUGAAAAUGAGCUCGAUAUUCAUUCAAAAGUGAAUUGGACGUACGACAGUAGAGCUGAGUUUACAACACCAAAACCUGGCAAAUAUUUUCUCACUGUCAUGGCAUAUAAUCACGCACUUGGGCAUAGUAAAGCUGUUUGUUCUGACGGUGUUACGAUAGACAUCUUACCGGCAAUAGUGUCAGAAGUUGUACUUCAUGAUGCAGUAACGGCAAGCGGUCUUAUCAAGAGUGAUCUUAAUGAUACAGUUUAUGUUUUAUAUAGAAACCGUGAAUUGGAGAUAAUUGAUAAUCCAACUAAUACUUGCAGAGAUCAAGCAACGCUAGUGCCGGACUCCAAAAUAAAACUCUACCCUCAAAAGAGACAUUCUAACGGAACGAUGAGUGUAACCUAUUUGAAUGACGAAUGUAACAAUCUUCAUGGUGUCCACUCAGACUUACUUUCUUAUGUUACAUCUGAUUCAAGGAUUGAUAUAUCAUGGAAUGUUACUUUUGGAGCCGGAAGCGUUCAUGAUUACGAAGUAGGAAUAGCGUCUGAGAAGUCUAAGUUCCCAGAUGUUAUGGACUUUACUUCUUCACACCAUCAUCAGCAUAUGCGCUUAUUUCAUCCUGAUAUUUUUGACGGGGAACAGUUUUUUGUCAUGAUAAAAACCAUUACGAAAUCAUCCGUCACAGACAUAAAGACAAUUGGACCGUUUGUGUACGACUCAUCAAAGCCAGAUUUUUCUGGAGAAAUCGGUCUUUCUGUUGAAAAUACAAACAGCGAUACUUUUCUGAUAGCAAGAUGGAACAAAGAUGCUUUCACAGAUCACGGAGAUCCUAAUGCCUUGAGAUACGAAAUAGCUAUUGGAACCACAAGAAAUGGAAAAGACAUUCUUCCAUUUACCAGAAUAUCUACUGGGGGAAGUUGCAAUACGCUAACACCGCCGACUUGUUCAGCUUUAUCAACGCAUUUACUUCAAUGGCACUUACAUGGUGAAAUUGACUAUUUUGUUACUAUUAAAGUAAGAGAUACGGCAGGUCAUUUUGUGACAGCUUCCUCAAAACCAUACAGACACAACAUUGAAUUGGCAUCGAAGGGCAUUGUUCAUGAUAUCGACGGCAGUUCGUCAAAGUUUGUUGACAUUGAUGACAUCGACUAUCAAACAAGUACCUCUAAAGUAACAGCGAGAUGGUCAGGCUUUGAGCACCCACAUGAAGAUAUAAACUUUACAGUUUGCAUUUCUAACACUACUUCCAAAGACUUCAUAACAUGUGCAGAUAGCGUUUCUGGGAAUAAAUAUACAUUCUCUGGUCUGAAUCUAAAACCUUAUCAGAUAUAUUACCAAACUGUUAUAGCCAACACAGAAGCAGGCAAUGUUACCGCAGUCUCUGAUGGGGUAACGGUUGUUGUAGAAGGGGAUCAAAUAAGCGGAAUCGAUGUAUUCGAUGGUGUUAUUUGUAAUGAUUCUGUUGCCGAUAUCAACUUGACGACGUCUCAUCAUGACGAGGACAAACAUUUACAGUGUACAGAAGAUAGAGAUUUCCAGGCAUCAACAAAUGUGCUUCAGGCACACUGGAAAUUACCAACUGAAAGAGAACAUGUUUUACGUGAUAUACACUGGGCUGUAGAGGAACGAGCUCCUGUUGCAAAUAUAUGGAAGAUUCAUAGUGACUAUGAACCAUUGAGAACUAGCACGUCAUACAUGAAAGAAAGUGGUUUAUCAUUAUCGCCUGGUCGAACAUAUAGAAUAUCUUUGAAAUUCUGUGCAAGACAAUAUUGUUUCAAACCAGUACAUAGUGACGGUGUUACUGUUGUUCCAAAUCCCCCAUUAACUGGGAAUAUGUCAGUUAUAUAUACCGCAAAUACAACAUUGGUUGAAGUCGAUUUGGAACCCUUUAGAGAUUCGGAUAUUGAAGAUCUUACUAAGUCGAAAGACGUCAUGGGUCAUUAUGAAUGGGCAUUUGCAGAUGAAUCUGUGUUAGGACGACUACUAACAAAAUGGACACGGCUAUCGUAUAAACCAUCCAAAUAUGAUACUUCGUUCAAUUUCACAAUAGACCUUAAUGAAGAAAUUACUUUCACAAAGUGUUGGAUAUUGAUUAUUCGUGGGUAUACUAAAGCUGGUUUGUCGGCUACAAAAUCUUCAGAAAUCAGAAAUUGUAAGGACUUGCAACAAGUACGGCCAAGUGUGGUUAUUGACGCGGUCGGAGACCCUUUAUCGACAGAAGACGACCAUGUCGGAAAAGAAAUCUUCUUAACUGAAAAUGAUGUUUGGAAACAGCCUGACAGAGAUUAUACCCCAUAUAGCAACAUUUUAAGUGCAGUGUGGCCUACAUUAAGGCACUCGCAAUACACAUGGGCUGUAUUAUUAGUAAAGGUGGAUGACCCGACAGUGUUUUACGAUCGGUCAAAGAAGUUGAACUUGGACGAUCCAUGCGAACACCCCGAUGCUAUCAAAUGUGGAAAGACAGACAACGAAUUCGUCAAUGUUGCCUUCAAUUCUGGUGAACUUGCACAUGGCAAACGCUAUAUAGUGUGUAUUCACGCUAAUGCAUCUAAGAUAGAACAUGAGUUUUGGGAUCAAGAAUUAGAGGAGAUUGACGAAUGUAGCAACGGGAUAACAGUUGAUCUAACAGCACCAGUUGCAGCCAAUGUGUGGAUAGGGAAUGAGAAAGAAGACUUAUUUCAAACAUCAAUAUCUGAGCUAUCAGUACAUUGGAACUCAUUCACAGAUGUUGAAGAGGAAGGCUAUGCUGCUCAUGUCAGUGGCAUUACACACUAUGAGGUUGCUCUAGGAAGUACCUCAGGCGGUAUAGACAUUAAACCGUUCACUGAUGUUGGACUAACGAAUCAUAAGACAUUUCAUGACCUCCAGCUUCAAAAUGGACAUACCUACUUUGCUACAGUUAUUGCUUACGACUUUACGGGUCAGUUCUCAGAUGCAAAAUCCGAAGGGAUAAAGGUAGAUACAACACCACCACAACUCACAAACGCCACAAUUACUUUACCAUCAAGGCAUAUUUCUGACACGGAAUUUGUAGAAGCUUGUUGGCAAAAUGUGUUUGUGGAUUUAGAGAGCGGGGUCUCACAUUAUAGUUGGGCAGUAGGUACACAUGCGGGAUAUGACGAUGUUUUUUCAUUUGAUGAUACAGAGGAUGAGUGUGCAAAAACUCCAGAAACCACACCUUUGGUGUUAAAAGAGGGUCAUGCAUACUUCGUGACUGUCAAGGCACAUGAUAAAGCAGGGUUAUACGCAGCAACGUCAUCCUGGGCAUUUACAGUUGAAGCAACUCCACCGGUCUCUGGUAAGGUGUACGAUGGUCCACCUGGAAUAGACGGGUCAUGUAUCGAUGUAGAUUACAUAGAGAAUCAUUCAACAUUAAAAGCUCAUUGGAAAGGCUUCCAUGACCCACAUAGUACUAUGGUCGAAUAUUUUGUGAAUAUAGGAUCCUGUAAAGAUUGUGAAGAUGUUCUUGUAAAACAAUCCGUUGGUAUUAAAACAGAUGUUGAAUUUACUUUUCUGCAAUUAUCAGAAGGACUUCACUAUUAUGUGACUGUAUCGGCGUGCAAUACAGCUGGACUAUGUUCAUCUGCAACAUCAGAUGGCUUUGUCGUAGAUUCAACUCCACCAAUACGUGGAAUAUUGACAGAUGGGCCUUUAGAAACUGAAUUACAGUACCAAGCAUCUAGGUUGAAAUACUUUAAAAUAAUGAAUUAUAUGGGCUGUGAGGGGGGCAGAAUGUAUGUAGAAGCCACAUCUAAUGGUUUCAUUGUUGAUGAUACCCCACCAAUAUUUACCACUAACUUAACAAUGGCACAGAUCGGGACGAUUAAAAAUGGAACAACCGUGUCAAGGACAACUCUUAGAGUGUAUUGGGAUGUCAAAGACGAAGAGUCAUUUAUUGAAACUCAACAUCUUUCUAUAUCUUCACAUAUGGGUGGAGAUUUUAAUUUAUCAUCUACUAAAGUUGAUGGUAUUGUCAGAGAUUACACAUUUUACCGUCUUGAUUUUCAACCCGGGAAUUAUAUUGUGCCUUACACACCAAUGACUAUAAAACACGAUGUUAAUGCAACGUUUCACGAAGAUGGAAAAGUUCAAACGUUCAAAUUCCAUACACAAAAGCUGCGAGAAAACAUGACAGUUUUCAUAAGUGUUACUGCCAAUAAUCAUGUUGGACUCACCAGUGACAUUGUCCAUUCUCAAUUUAACUUGCUAUUCGGGGGCAUAAUGGAGCUUAUUCGCAGAUGCGAAAGCUAUUCAUGUGAAGGUCAUUGCGUGUGUGCUCCACAUGGUAAGAUGUGCCACAGUAACAAGCGGUGUAACGAUAUAAGUGGUUCCAGUAAAAACAGUACUUUUAUUGAGAUUGAAGACUACCUAGAUCUACGAUUUCCAGACAAUUACGCACAUCCUCUUCAUUCACCAUUUAAUAGUAUUCUUGCUGCAAAAUGGAGACUGACACAUCUAGUGGGAAACAGUCCCCUUUGGUACGAGUGGAGUGUAGGUGAAAGUGACUUUGACGAUCCAAUUGGUGUAUUUGAUAAAGUUAAGGACAAAGUAUGGCACGAAAUAGGUCAUGACAAUGAUAUCGUAUUCACUGUUGAUAGAGGCAAACAUGUUCUUCUUGAACAUACAUCGUACUCUGUCUUUGUUCGAGCCUGGUAUAACAGUGAUUCGUACGCUAUAUUUAAAAGUGAUGGUCUAACAAUAUCCCACACGCCCCCUUUGUCGAUUGUUACAAAUGGAAGAUCAGUGAAGGAAUUAUCUACAGAGUCAAAAAGGGACGUUGAUUUUAUAACAAGAAAAACUCAAGUCCGUGCUGAUUGGACGGGAAAGUUUGUAGGCCAAAUAUCUAAGUAUCAUUUGUACAUAAGUACUCAUCCUGGAGGUCAUGAUUUGCAUGCAAUAACAAAAAACUUGAAGCCCUCUUUUACAAGCUACAACAUAACAGGAUUAAAUUACGAAGAAAAUACCAGGUACUACACAGUCGUACAAGCAUUUAAUCUAGCUGGUCUACAUACUACGGAGGUAUCUGAUGGAUUUAUGCUUGAUGUAGAUCCACCAUCUCCAGGGAUAGUCAUGGAUGGAAUUGUUUCGCUAGACAAGCACGCUACAAGCGACACCGACCGAGUACAGUCCUUCUGGCAUGGGUUUUCUGAUACCGAAUCUGGUAUCAAAAACUAUGAAUACUGUAUUUCCUCCGGGGACAUGCCUGGCGAAUGUGAUAUAAAACCACUUGCACCGGUUGGGAUCGCCACAAGUAUCAAGUUUUAUCCUGAAAGUCCGUUAGAACAUGGUGGCAUUGUUCGAGGGGAGGUAAGGGCUCGGGAUGUGAUAGGACACGUGUCUCAGCUUGUUUCUUCAAAUGGACUUAUAAUUGAUACAACAGCUCCUGUCAGGGCAAAACGUAUUGAAUGUCAACCGAAUUCCUUAUCGGACUCAUCCUUUGAAAAUAUCAUGAAUCAUGAGGACAAUUCUACAAUAUGUGAUAAUAUAACAGAAUCACAGUGGGAUUUGGCUCGAGAUACUUGCGUUACUCUCGAGAAGUCAAACAUGGCACAACAUGGUUCUAUAAAACUACAUCUACAGGGUUCGAUUUCACAGAAAGUUGAAACCAAAAUGCAUAGCAAAUACAGGUUGAUAUUUCAUACAUCAACUAUACCAUCAAAAGUGUUGCACCUAUCAGCUGUUGAAGGAUACGCCCAGGUAAAUGAUCAAAGACACGUGUUUAUGAUGUACAGUAAGCCUAACACUGAUACGUACUCGUGGCAGAAACAUAUUUACUAUUUCCAUUUGGAUACUAAUACAUCCAUAGUAGAGUUUGGCACUGUUAAAUCGCAUGCCGCGUUUGCUAUCGACGGGAUUGAAUUUCAACUUUGUGAAGUAUCAGCAAAUGAAACAGACGAGGCAGACGGACAUGUUCAUAGCCAUACCGUAUUCGUUCACGAUUGGUCAUCUAUUCAUGCUGAAUGGUCUUUCAUUGAUCCAGAAACUGAUAUACUUGAGUACCUGUGGGCUAUUGGCACUGUUAAGGUUGGUACUCAGUUACAAACAUUUGUCAAUGUUGGACGACAAACGUUUGCUAGUAACAACACACUUAGACUGGAACACGACACUGUGGUAUAUAUAACAGUUAUUGCAAUCAAUGCUGCGGGACUACGUACGGUGAGCUACUCACAUCCAAUUAUGAUCGACUUAACAAAACCGGAAUGUCAUUUUGUUAAUGAUGGCCCCGUACUUGGACAAGAUUUUGAUUUCAUUAGAGGGCUUAAACUGGAUUUCCACUGGGAUGUAUCUGAUCCGGAGUCUGGACUAGAGACGUGUUCCUGGGCAUUAGGAACUUCAAUGGGUGAUACCACUAUUCAAAAUUAUGUCAUAAUCAAACCUGACCAAAAGAAUACAACCAAAUUAUUUACCAGCAUUCCUCAAGAAAAGGUGUAUGCUACUGUAAAAUGUACAAAUGGCGCUGGAUUAACGCACACAUGUUCAUCUGAUGGGGUGAAAAUUAUUCAGUCACCUCCAUCUGUUGAUGACGUUAUGUUAGAGCUACUGACAUCCUCGGAAACCCAGUACGAGACUAAAGGUCAUUACCAUGGCAACAAGACUGAAAUACGGUUUCGAUGGACAGGCUUCAAGUCUGAUGACGGCGUUGAAAGUUAUUUGAUUGCCCUUGACGGAGUUAAAGUGUCGGCGUCAGAUAUUAUUCAAAGUUCAUCUUCUGGCUACAGUUACGGAAGUUUUACAGGACUGAACAUGAUGGACGGAAAAUACACUGUAUCAGUAACUGGUAUAAAUGAAGUGAAAAUGUACAGUCAGAAAACGUCCAGCGUAUUCGAUUUAGUCACUAUUCCACCGAGUCUCACUGGAUCACCAAUUCAAACCCACUGGAUAAAACAGACAUCUAUAGCUUUUGCAUCAUGGGAAAACGUAUUUGCUUCAAGUAAUCCCCUUUACUUUGAAGUAUCAGCAAGGUUGACAGAAGGUGGAGAAGGAGAUCUCGUUCAAUGGCAGGAAACAGUUGAUACGCGGAUUGAAAUAGUUCUUGACACGAAGGAAAUGCCUAUUGCUGGUGUGACCGUCCGCUUUUCUGUUAGAGCAAUAUCGCCUGUUGGGUUGUUUAACACUGCAUAUGGCGAUCUCUUUGUAUUGCCUUAAGUUUGAUGAAUAGGAUAAUGAGUGACAUGACACAACCUUAAUGUGUAAAGAUUUCAAUUAUUCUACUAUACAUGUAUCUAUGUUUUAGUACAUUUAUUGUCUUCCUGAUCAUUAUAAAUCCCAACAACGAGAUUAUUAGUCUAUGACUUGUUGGUUUUGUGCUCUUUUAACAGUUCUUUAAAACAGGAUAUUGACCUAUCAAUGAAAAUAACAAAAUUUGUUAUUCAAUUAAAACCAACAUAAAUGUAUUCUCUUGAUUUUUAUAAUAUUGAAAUAGACCAUCAGCAAGUAUUUUAUGUAUCAAAAAGAUAAAUUUUGGACCUACCAAUUGUUUCUUAAUAAUUUUGAAAAGAUGAGAACAACGUAGUAUAGUGUAUCAAUCAAAUCAGAAAAAAGAAUCACUACCUUUGAAUAAAAAAAAAAAUAUACAAAGAUCCCAUUCAUUAUUCCUGCAAUUAAAACAUGUUUAAAUUCAAAAUAAAUAGACUUACAUCAAAAUUUCUAUUACGUCUACUAUGCUAUCUGUUCUCUUCACAAAUUCGUAUUUGGGAUCAUAAAACGGAAGCAUUUUCAUGUGUGUUCAUUCAAAUGAAUAAGUUAAUAAUAAUAAAUAAAUAAUAAUAAA
Messenger RNA from Ruditapes philippinarum (Manila clam), 10395 nucleotides. RefSeq lists its product as uncharacterized. The transcript is spliced from 53 exons. Gene Ontology annotation, molecular function: protein binding. NCBI's taxonomy places the organism in Eukaryota, Metazoa, Mollusca, Bivalvia, Venerida, Veneridae. The record is from RefSeq and is a predicted model, not a curated record. The coding region runs from base 60 to 9770 and encodes 3236 amino acids.